Molecule: messenger RNA, 2130 nt
Organism: Malus domestica (apple)
Lineage: Eukaryota; Viridiplantae; Streptophyta; Magnoliopsida; Rosales; Rosaceae
Source: RefSeq, a predicted model, not a curated record
AUGAGUGAUCAGUAUUCCAACUUGUCCUUUGUUGUCAACUUGUUGCAUAUCAAGAGUACUGGUACUAUGAGCAACAAAGCUUUUGGUGCAUUGCUAAAAUUGUUGAAUGAUGCCUUUCCUUUCUGUGAAAAGUUACCUACAAGCAACGAUGGUGCAAAGAAAAUUGUUGCAGAAUUAGGUCUUCAUUAUGAAAAGAUCGAUGCAUGCAAGAAUGAUUGCAUUAUUUAUUAUAUGGAGCAUGCAAAUGCAACGCAAUGUCCUACAUGUAAGCUUUCGAGGUGGAGAACACAAGAAAAGGGUAACAAAAAGAAAGGUAAAAAGGUUCCCUGGAAGAUUCUGAGAUAUUUUCCACUCACGUCAAGGCUUCAGAGAUUGUAUAUGUCAUCAAAGACAGCUGCAGAUAUGAGAUGGCAUUCUAAAGAUCGUGUGAAAGAUGGUGUAUUGAGACAUCCAGCAGAUUCUGAGCAGUGGAAAUCUUUCGAUCAAAUUCAUGAGUCAUUUGGUAUUGAACCUCGAAAUGUACGACUUGGUUUGGCAACAGAUGGAUUUAACCCUUUUGGGAAGAUGAUUCUUCGCCAUAGUACUUGGCCAGUUGUCCUAUUCCCAUACAAUCUUCCUCCGUGGAUGUGUAUGAAGGAGCCUUAUACUUUCAUGUCCUUACUUAUACCUGGACUAACAAGUCCAGGUAAUGACAUAGAUGUAAAUUUGAGGCCAUUGAUUGAUGAGUUGCAAACACUAUGGGAAAAUGGUGUGGAAACGUAUAAUAUAUCUACAAGGCAAAAUUUUCAAAUGAAAGCUGCACUUAUGUGGACUAUCAAUGAUUAUCCGGCAUAUGCUUACAUGUCAGGUUGGAGCACUCAAGGAAAAUUGGCAUGCCCAUAUUGUGCCUCUAAGACUUCACAUCGCAGGUUAUCUGAUGGGUCAAAAAUGUGUUAUAUGGGUCAUAGACGAUUUUUACCGUCUAACCACUCAUGGCGCAAGCAAAAAUGUAAGUUCGACAAUACAAGAGAGAAAACGGUUGCACCCAGUAGACCAUCUGGUGAUGAUGUUAUACAAGAACUGGAUGAAUUAAGAAAAAUAACUCAUGGCAAGCAGAACAAGCAGACAAUACCUGGGUUUGGAAGGAGGCAUAAUUGGAAAAAACAUUCUAUAUUUUUUCAAUUACCUUAUUGGAAAACACUUUUGGUGCGUCAUAACUUAGAUGUUAUGCACAUCGAGAAAAAUGUAUUUGAGAGUGUGAUUGGCACAAUGAUGAGCAUUGAUGGUAAGACAAAGGAUUCUUUAAAUGCUCACCUUGAUCUUCGUGAAAUGGGUAUAAGGGAAAGAUAUCAUCCAAAAGUAAGAGAAGAUGGUAAGCUUGAUUUUCUCCCAGGUGACUAUACAUUGUCAGACGAUGAUAAUAAAGUUUUAUGUAAAUGGUUAUCUGAAUUACAAGUUCCAGAUGGAUAUUCUGGAAAUUUAUCUCGAUGUGUGGCUACUGGAGAACGUAGUAUUUCUGGUAUGAAGACCCAUGAUUGUCACAUUUUCUUGGAAAGAUUACUUCCCUUUAUAGCUCGAGAGUUAUUGCCUAAAGACGUUUGUGAGCCCCUUAUUCAGCUUUCUUAUUUUUUCAAGGAAUUGUGUGCUAAAGUGUUGAGAGAAGAAGAUUUGAAUGUUCUUGAAAAUCAAAUUGCUAUUACAUUAUGCAAGAUGGAACAAAUAUUCCCUCCUGCCUUCUUUGACAUCAUGAUUCAUCUAACUUGCCAUUUAGCAUGGGAGGCAAAAACGAUCAAACAACUAUACUAUGGUAACAAAGUUGAUAAGCAAAUGCUUUCAUUGGCUCUCGGUCCGGAAAGGCGAGUAAAAUAUUACCCUGGUUAUAAGAUAGAUCGUUACAGAAUAAUUAGUAUUAAUACAACUCGCAAGUUGAAUACUAAAGAGCCAUUUGUGCUGGCAAACCAAGCAACCCAAGCUUUUUAUGUGAGAGAGAUUAAAACUAAGGCUUGGAGUUACGUGGUGGAAACGAAGCCUAGAAAUGUUUAUGAGAUGCCUAAUGUGGAUGAUGAUGAUGAGCCAUACCAAGAAGAAGAGGCGCAUGGGGGUACUCAAGCCAACCAAAAUGAUGACGAAGAUGAUGAAAUUGUGGGAUAA